AUGACUGUGAGUGAUGCAGCUCAAAAUGGGGCGUUAGUGUCUAGUCCAAAUGCUAAACUUACUGGAAGAGUUCUCUUCGAAAAAAUUGGAAAGCCCACCAAAAUUGUGGCCCCCAUGGUAGAUCAAUCUGAGCUUGCGUGGAGAAUCCUAUCAAGGAGAUAUGGGGCCACGCUGGCUUAUACGCCAAUGUUUCACGCAAAAAACUUUGCCACUUCUGAGAAGUAUCGCAACGACAUGUGGUGCAAUCAAGAUGGGUGUAAUGAUGUAGAUCGCCCACUGGUGGUGCAAUUCUGCGCUAAUGAUCCCGAGUACCUUUUGGCGGCCGCUAAGCUGGUGGAAGACAAAUGUGACGCGGUGGAUCUCAACUUGGGCUGUCCACAGGGUAUUGCCAAGAAGGGUCGCUACGGAUCUUUCUUGAUGGAAGAGUGGGACCUCAUUCACAAGCUCAUUCGCAAACUCCAUGAUAAUUUGAAUGUACCAGUUACAGCAAAAAUACGAGUGUUCCCUGAGCGUGAGAAAACUUUGGAGUAUGCCAAAAUGGUUUUGGAUGCGGGAGCUCAAUUCCUGACGGUCCAUGGUCGUCUUCGCGAGCAAAAAGGUCAGAAGACAGGCUUAGCUGACUGGGAUAUUAUACGCUACCUGCGGGAUAACCUGCCGAAGGAUACAGUUUUUUUUGCGAACGGGAACAUUCUAUAUCCAGAAGAUAUUUCAAGAUGCAUGAAUGAAAUACAUUGUGAUGCAGUGAUGAGCGCUGAAGGGAAUUUAUACAAUCCUGGGGUUUUCAAUACAGACCAUGCAAAUGAUAAGGACAAAGUUUUUCCUCGUGUAGACAAAUUACUAAGGGAGUAUUUUGAGAUCGUCAAGAGCUGCGAGGGAUCAAAUGCGUCGCGCAUUGCAAUGAAGUCCCAUUUUUUCAAGAUUCUGCGUCCCUUUUUGCCUUUGCACACAGACAUUAGAGCCAAUUUGGCUUCGAUGAAUGCGAAGACGGAGUUCGAAGACUGGGAUAAGAAGGUUGUCUCUAAGGUUGAAGAAGUUGUGCAAGAGAUAUUUCAACAGCCGGAUAUUGAAAUCCAGGAUGCAGUAACCACUGGUAAGCUGGAACUGUGGGGUGGUUCUUACAAAAAGGUGCCUUACUGGAGAUGCCAACCUUAUUUUAGGCCAGUAAACGGUGUUACUAGCGAUAAAAGAGUCGUCGAAGCCUUGAAACGGACCCAUGAAACCAAUGAAACCAAUGAAACCAAUGAAACCAAUGAAACCAAUGUCAUUGAUUCGCAUCAGGAUAAGAAGCGGAAGGAGGAAAUAGCAUCCAGCACUUCGAAUGAACAGACUUUGGUUGCUUAG
Molecule: messenger RNA, 1341 nt
Organism: Lachancea dasiensis
Lineage: Eukaryota; Fungi; Ascomycota; Saccharomycetes; Saccharomycetales; Saccharomycetaceae
Source: the annotation of a GenBank genome assembly